AUGAAAGACUUUGAAUCGGAUAUUCAACACCAGCAUGCACAUCAUGUAAAUCUUAUCCCCUUUUCAAGUAUGGAGAAUGGCAAACUCAGUGACUGUGACUCAACUGAUGAAUGUUUUUACCCGACUGAGGAAAUUUGUGGCGGUAAAUUACGAAAGACCGGAAACCAAGAAAAUAGCUCCCUCUCGCGUGAAGAACGACGGAGAAGACGGCGAGCAACACAAAAAUAUCGCACUGCGCAUGCCACACGUGAAAGAAUACGUGUAGAAGCCUUCAAUGUGUCAUUUGCCGAACUACGUAAACUGUUGCCAACGUUACCUCCAGAUAAAAAGUUGUCAAAAAUCGAGAUACUGAGAUUAGCAAUAUGUUACAUCUCAUAUCUCAACCACGUACUCGACUUAAGUUGA
Messenger RNA from Ylistrum balloti, 405 nucleotides. Its product is annotated as helix-loop-helix protein 1-like. Gene Ontology annotation, molecular function: RNA polymerase II cis-regulatory region sequence-specific DNA binding; DNA-binding transcription factor activity, RNA polymerase II-specific; protein dimerization activity. NCBI's taxonomy places the organism in Eukaryota, Metazoa, Mollusca, Bivalvia, Pectinida, Pectinidae. The record is from RefSeq and is a predicted model, not a curated record. Gene Ontology annotation, biological process: regulation of transcription by RNA polymerase II. The coding region runs from base 1 to 405 and encodes 134 amino acids. The transcript has a single exon.